This is a messenger RNA of Xiphophorus couchianus (Monterrey platyfish), 6664 nucleotides long. RefSeq names its product forkhead box P1b (gene foxp1b). Gene Ontology annotation, molecular function: RNA polymerase II cis-regulatory region sequence-specific DNA binding; DNA-binding transcription repressor activity, RNA polymerase II-specific. Gene Ontology annotation, biological process: regulation of transcription by RNA polymerase II. Bases 358 to 2430 code for a protein of 690 amino acids. The transcript is spliced from 20 exons. The record is from RefSeq and is a predicted model, not a curated record. Lineage: Eukaryota; Metazoa; Chordata; Actinopteri; Cyprinodontiformes; Poeciliidae. Gene Ontology annotation, cellular component: nucleus.
AUCCUCGUUUCUUCUUUUUUCCUCUUCCUCUCUCUCUCUCUUCCUCUCUCUAAUUCUUCUCCCGGCGUGUUAAAAAUCUAAUAACAUUAAAAGCCAGGAGACUAUUUUCCCCCUGCAAGCCACACUGGCGAGUCGGCAAGAGCGAAACUCCACAUUUUGCCAUAUUUCGACGCCCUCGACUGUGAGCUGAACAGUGAUAGGAGUAAUGGAGCGCCAAUCUACUCAACUCAAGUAAUCGAGGAGACUCCGGCAGUGACAUCCUGUGGAGCCUGACAUCAAAGGUGAGGAGGCACUUUACUACUGCUGGAACUGGAGACUGCUUUCAAUAAGCAAGUCUUUGCAAAAGGUUUUUAAGUCAUGAUGCAAGACUCCACCACUGAAACGGUGAGCAAUGGACCAGCCAAUCAAAAUGGAGGUGCAAACAUGGAUGGCGUACUACAGGAGGGAACGCCUAAAAGUGCCACACCUUUGGUGGACGUGACGGCUGCAGACCUCCUGCAUCUCCAGCAGCACCAGGCCUUCCAAGUCGCUCGGCAGAUUCUCCUCCAGCAGCAGCAGUCUCAGGUGCAGCUGCAGACUCGACUGAACCCUGGGCGUAAAUCUCCCAAACUCAGUGACAAGCAGCAGAGCCAGCUACAGGUUCCAGUGUCAGUGGCUAUGAUGACACCUCAAGUGAUAACUCCACAGCAAAUGCAGCAGAUUCUUCAGCAGCAAGUCCUGAGCCCUCAGCAGCUCCAGGUCCUCCUCCAGCAGCAGCAGGCCCUCAUGCUACAGCAGCAGCAACUUCAAGAGUUUUACAAAAAGCAGCAGGAACAGCUCCAUCUCCAGCUCCUCCAGCAGCAGCAACAUGCAGGCAGUAAGCAGAGCAAAGAGCAGGUGUCACCGCAGCAGUUGGCCUUCCAGCAGCAGCUCCUACAGGUCCAGCAGGUUCAGCAGCAACAUCUCCUCAACCUUCAGAGACAAGGGCUGCUCACCAUCCAGCCAGGACAGACCAGCCUGCCGCUGCACUCGCUCACUCAGGGCAUGAUUCCAGCAGAGCUCCAGCAACUGUGGAAAGAGGUGACGAAUGCCCACGUAAAGGAGGAGCACAACAAUGGCAGCAGCAACAAUGGCCACCGGGGCCUCAACUUGUCUUCCUCGGCGGCACCAAAGAACCCGGUCCUCAACCAGCAUGCUGCCACCAACGGCCAGUACAUGAGUCACAAAAGAGAUGGGUCGGUGCUGGAGGAGCCAUCCGCCCACAGUCACCCUCUCUACGGCCAUGGCGUCUGCAAGUGGCCCGGGUGCGAGGCUGUUUUUGAUGAUUUCCAGUCAUUCCUCAAGCAUCUCAACAAUGAGCAUGCCCUGGACGACAGGAGCACGGCCCAGUGUCGGGUGCAGAUGCAGGUCGUCCAGCAACUCGAGCUCCAGCUAGCAAAGGACAAAGAGCGUCUGCAAGCCAUGAUGACGCAUCUUCAUGUCAAGUCCACAGAGCCCAAAGCCACCCUGCAGCCGCUCAACCUCGUGUCCAACGUCACAUUGUCCAAGUCAGCACCCGAGGCCUCUCCACCUCUGAGCCUCCCGCAGACCCCCACCACGCCCACAGCGCCCCUCACGCCCCUCUCCCAGACUCACUCCGUCAUCACAGCCAACAGCCUCCACAGUGUGGGGCCGAUGCGACGACGCUACUCAGAAAAGUACAACAUGCCCAUCUCCCCAGAUAUCAGUCAGAACAAGGAGUUUUACAUGAAUGCAGAUGUUAGGCCACCAUUCACCUAUGCCUCACUAAUAAGACAGGCAAUCCUUGAAUCUCCGGAAAAGCAGCUAACUCUAAACGAAAUCUACAACUGGUUCACGCGAAUGUUUGCAUAUUUUAGGCGCAACGCAGCAACAUGGAAGGGUGCCAUUCGCACCAACCUUUCCCUGCAUAAGUGUUUUGUGCGAGUAGAGGAUGAGUUUGGGUCCUUUUGGACCGUUGACGACAAGGAGUUUAAAAGCGGCCGACACGUUCAGCACGGCCGCCCUCGGAAAUGCGCCCCCGAUGAGAACUUUGAGGAGCUGCUUGUACAAAGUCCGGCCCUAGUGAAGAACAUUCAGACCAGCCUGGGCUACGGUCCAACUCUCUCUGCUGCCUUCCAGGCUUCAAUGGCAGAAAACAACAUACCUCUAUACACUACUGCUUCCAUUGGAAGUCCCACACUCAACUCCCUGGCCAACGCCAUCCGCGAGGAGAUGAAUGGAGCGAUGGACCAUGAAAACAGCAACGGGAGUGACAGCAGCCCAGGACGCUCGCCCCUGUCAGCUAUGCAUCACAUCAGCGUUAAGGAGGAACCACUGGACCCUGAAGACCACGACGGACCCCUCUCCCUGGUCACAAACGCCAAUCACAGUCCGGACUUCGACCACCACAGAGAUUACGAUGAUGACGUGGGCCAUAAUGACAUGCUGUAAGGCCAGGGACGGGUGCGGACCUUCUGGAAGACGGAAAUGCUGGACUUCAGUCUCUCAAGUGUCUCUCCAAGCAGACUGACGUUUUAGUGCCAUUACAAAACAUAGCAAGAAAGUAAAAAUGUGGGAAAAAUGGAGGGGGGUGUCUUUUGAGUUCAGAUUGCUUUCUACCUUUUGACUUCAGUAACCUCUUAAAAAGUGAAGACAAAUGUUGUGGAUGGAUCAGCUUGGUACCGGGGAGGGGGCGGGGACGAAAGUGUUUGAGGUCAAACCCUCGCUGGGCAGCCAUGACGGACUGCACUCAGCGGACUGCGAGAGGGUCUCUGUACUCCCCUCCUCCCACCACCACACUCUGCCACCCUACUCUCAGAAACACAUGUGACCAUAAACUGGAGAGAGAGGGAUAAAGACAAGACAUUUAUUUACACGGUGUAGGGGCGUGUGUGUGUGUGGGCGUGCACCCACACGUGCGUGUGUGUGUGUAUGUGUGAAGGAGAGCGAAUGAGUUCAUUGUCACUACCUUCAUCAUGUUUAAUUCCAUCAAAAAUGGGAGGGACCUUUUUCUUUCUUUGGGAGGUGGGAGGGUCCUUUGUUGGUUUUAAGAGGAAGGGUUCUAAAAUGUCAAUUUAUUCAAUGCUGUUUCACAUAUUGCAUCUUUAUUUGUGAUUAUUUUUUGAAACUGAUCAGACCUCAUGCCCGUGCUGUGGAGAUUCUGUGCGGUCGCCACUUGAUGAUGAAUGUUUUUAAUUUCCUCUCAUGCUGUUCUUUAAAAAAAGAAAAAAUCUACACACAUUAAGCAGAAUGGUAGAUACCAAGUAGUAUUUUUCUGUCAUUUAUUCCAGUUUCUUUCCAAACAACAUAAAAAAAGAAAAGAACAGAAGAAGAAAAGCUGCCCUCCUCUGCGUCUCUGUCCCUCCUGCUUGUGAAGUCCAUCAGCAAUGCACUACUCGUAAUGAAGGCUCUCUCCAUGCUUCAAUGAAGUUUAAUUUAAGAUGCGAAUGAAUGACAGAGAAAUCAUGCAGGUUAUGAUUUAUCCUUUUGAAAUUAUUCUUUAAAACUGCCCCUCAUAGCACAUUGUGCUGAGCUGCAACACAAUUUUUGAUCACUUACAAGGUGUCUUUUUUUCUUUUUCUCUUCUUUUUAAGCCAAAUGAAAAUGAUGAAAAUGUCAGGUGUGCACUGGCAAAGAUAAUGAUAUAGACCAACUAAUUGUGAUUUCUGAACACAGCCGCUGUUGUUAAUCAAAUGCGUCUGCUUCCCCCUGUGCAAGUGUUUCACGCGCCUGUUUCCCAUUGUUUUUACAUAUCACGUGCACGACUAGUCUCGAGCGUUAAUAAUACGCAACCUCAGAUGGAACACGGAGAGUAAUGAUCCCGACGUCGGUGAAUGUUUCACAUUCCAGCAUCUGACAGCAAAUAUAAAGCUGUACACCGAUGACUCUCUGUUCAGCCCCCAGAAAUGAGAAUUAGUGGAUUUGUGACACAGCAAAAAUAAAUUUCAUCCGUGUAAAUUAGACAUAUAGACAAAUUGUUAAUUUCAAGACUGCAAUGAACCACUUUAAAUCUUUUAUUUAUUCUUAGUUUUAGGUUUAUUUUGGGUCACCUCUGGCUUUUUUUGUGUCAGUGUGUUUUGAUAUCUUGUCAUGUGACUACCAAAGAUAAACUACAAAGUAAAUGUUGUGUGUUCCAUGUAGGCAUGGGCAGGUUGCUGGUUUCAACAUAUACUGAGGUUUUUAAAAGCAAAUUAUGUUUCCGUCUUAACAUUCAAAUGGUGUAAAGUUCUUUUAAUGAAAUACAGAACAAAGGUGAUGUCGCGCAAAAGACAAAUUCAGCUAUUUGGAAAUAUUUGAUGUUGUAAAUAUUUUUAGUUUUCCAUUUUAAAUGACAGGCAAAAAAUGUAUGACAUUAGGCAUUUUUUAAGUUCCAGUAUAUGGUGGUAGCUUCACACCAUUAUAUCUCACACCAGCCCAUGCCUCGUUUGAUGCAAUAUCAAAUAAGGCCAAAUAUUCGCCAUUCAUUCUGCCAGCCUACGAAAUCAAAACAAAACACUUCUUAAAGUGAUGUUUUCACUCUUUUUUUAUUCUUAUUAGUUCAAACCAAAGGGGGUUGAUUCAAACAGGAGAGCUGCGGUAACGCUUUGCAGUCCAAAAGUGAAUGGGAGGAGCUGGUAGGCUUGACUACAUGAUGACCAAAACAGAGAAAUCUUUUGUCUUUGGAGCCAAUUAUGUGGGAACAAAAAGUAUUUUGGUCCAUGGAAAAACAAUGUGAACAAAUUCAUGUGCUUCAGCUGGACCAUACCAUGAUUCUCUUCUUUUAUUCUUUCCUAUGUUCGUAUCCUUUAAAAUGAUUGUAUAUCACUCACCUUUUUUAAAUUUUGUUUUGGAUUUUUUGGUCAAGACUUUAUGAUUGUGUUUAGUUUUUGUCAACUUACUGCUUUUUAUAUUAAAAAAAACACUCCUGUCAACUAAUAAGCUGGGUACAAGGUACUUUUAUGGCAGUUAUUGCUUUUUGUCCUCAUUAACUGAAAAAACCUGAAGAAAGUUGAUCUGUGGUUUUCCAGAAGACAUAUUUAAUAUCCAGGCAGCUGUGGGACGACCGGGUCGCUUCCAGCCGGGCUGGGAUCGUGAGAAUGGGGCCGAGCUGAUCCACAGAACCUCGGCCUUCGGACUCCAAGUUUGUUUGGUAUUCGUAACGAAGGGGGGAGGGGUAAAAGGAAGCACUGGUAGAUUAGAUCACUCUCAGCAUGUGUAGCUCAACAUUACUAAAGACAACAGCAUGAGAAAACAGUUAGGAUGCAUACCUCGGCUCAAACCUACAGGGAGCGAUUAGGUUUGGCGAGAAAAAUAAACAUUUUACUCAGCCUCGCUUAGCUGUGCGGCUUGCAUGUAUAGAGAAACGAAGUAAAAAGGACAGAAAUCAGAGCUUCUUUUUCUUUGAACUUUUUAAAACCAUGAUUUAAUGUGAAGUACAUCACCCAGCUGCGUGUGGCGGUGUCUCCCCUGUCCAGUGAUUUUUACUCUCUGGGCUGAUGGGUCUGUUUGAAGGGAGUUCAAAAUUCAAGUUUUGCUUUUCUCUCUCUGAGGUCACAUUCAUUCGUCUGCUUUUGCAUCAAGUACGAAAUAGAAAAAAGAAACUGCUGUAUGUGUCAGAAUAGGAGAUUGCUGCAAAUGUGUUAUGUAGUAAUCCUUGCUUUACAUCAAAAUGAAAGGGGAAAAAAAUCCUUGUGGGUGGGAAUGGGCCAGAUUUUGGAUUUUCAAAUUGUAUAUUGUAGAAAAACAGAUUUUUUUCUCUGUCACUGACCUGAGCAUUUUGUACAGUUUUCCUUUCCUGUUUGUGUUGAGCUGUUUUUUAUACUUCCUUUCAACGGUCCAACCACUGCCUUCUGUGGGCCGUAUGUUAGAGAAGGCGUGUUUCCGCUCCAAGGCGGAGGUACAUUGCAUGACUAAACCCAGGGUCACAGAGAUUUUGUGGGGAAGGUCAUAUCAUUACUAUUAAGGGUGCACUAUCUAAUGAUAUUUUCUAUGAAAUUAUUAGAAAAAAAAAAGUAAGAAAAAUAUGCAGUGCCAAGGUGUAAAAAAUAUUAACAACUUUUUUUUUUCAUGUUUCUUUUUCAGCCCCCACACAUCAAAUAUGUUUUCUCGCUCAUGUCAUGUUGAUUAAGCAAAUUUUUUUUCAUUCAAUUUCCCUAAUCUGGUCAUUGCCAGAGUCAAACUCCAAGCACAGCAGGCAUGUCACAGGAUUUACAAACGCCCUGCUAACAGUCCAUCCUCUAAAUAUCUCUCUCUCACACAUGCACACGCACACACACACCCCUACUAAAAAUGUCAUCACUUCAUCCUUCACCAACAUCCAACCUGCCAUCAUUCCGUCCCCCCACAUUUCUCCAGUUCUCACAUCACGCUUUUGUUUCUUUUAAGAAAGAGAAGCGCAGGAGCAAGGAGAGGCGGGGUUGUGAGCACUAACCCAGGAACUGUUGUGGUGUCCUCAUCCUGAAGAAGGUGUUCAGUUUCUAUUCUUGGUUUCUUUUUUUUUUUUUAGACAUUUUGUGUAGUUUUUCUUUUUUUCUUUUCCCCUCUCAUAUGCUUUUUUUAAACAGAGAAAUAUGAUUAUUCAUCACUUCCAUGAGUCUGUAAACUCAUCAUUCCUUGUCUGUUGGACGUAGGCCACUUUGUUGUAGUCAGUGGCAAUGACUGACGUGAGCAUUCUAAACAUGCAAUAAAAUGCUGGUUGUUGAAAUUA